Messenger RNA from Penicillium canariense, 1290 nucleotides. Its product is annotated as glycoside hydrolase family 18 protein. The record is from RefSeq and is a predicted model, not a curated record. NCBI's taxonomy places the organism in Eukaryota, Fungi, Ascomycota, Eurotiomycetes, Eurotiales, Aspergillaceae. Gene Ontology annotation, biological process: carbohydrate metabolic process; chitin catabolic process. Gene Ontology annotation, molecular function: chitin binding; chitinase activity. The transcript has 6 exons. Bases 1 to 1290 code for a protein of 429 amino acids. Gene Ontology annotation, cellular component: extracellular region.
AUGCGAUCUGUCCUUCCUUUCCUCCUCAGCCUGGGAUGGCUCGCUACUGCGGCCGUCAUUCCCUCCUAUGAUAAGCACACGGCCGAGCUGGAUGCUCGCGAUGCAACUGGAUAUCGCUCCGUUGCCUAUUUUGUCAACUGGGCGAUCUAUGGACGCAAUUUUAACCCUCAAGACCUCCCGGCCGAGAGACUAACACAUGUAUUGUACGCAUUUGCCAAUGUGCACCCGGACACCGGAGAGGUGUACUUGUCAGAUUCCUAUGCCGACAUUGAGAAACAUUAUACGGGAGAUUCCUGGAGCGACACUGGAACCAACGUUUACGGAUGCAUCAAGCAGCUUUUCUUACUCAAACAAAGGAACCGAAAACUGAAGGUUCUUCUGUCGAUUGGUGGGUGGACUUACUCCAGCAACUUUGCCAGCCCUCUGAGCACUGCCGCUGGCCAAGCGACCUUCGCUUCAUCUGCAACAACCCUGGUGAAAAACCUAGGUUUCGAUGGUGUUGAUAUUGAUUGGGAGUACCCUACCAACAGUGCUCAGGCUGACAACUUUGUUUCUACGCUCCAACAAUUACGCUCGUCGCUGGACUCGUACAGUGCAGCUAAUGCGAAUAAUUACCAUUUCUUGAUCACUGUUGCCUGUCCUGCGGGCCCAUCAAACUAUCAGGCGCUCCAUCUAUCACAAAUGGACCAGUACUUGGACUUCUGGAAUCUCAUGGCAUAUGAUUAUUCAGGAAGCUGGGACACCAUCGCUGGCCACGAUGCUAAUAUCUACGCGUCAACCAGCAACCCGGCUAGCACACCCUUCAACACAGACCAGGCCAUCAGCUACUAUACUUCUAACGGCGUACCAGCAAACAAGAUUGUCCUGGGUAUGCCGCUCUAUGGUCGCUCGUUCAUGAACACGGAUGGACCUGGCACGAGCUACAAUGGGGUUGGCGGCGGCAGCUGGGAGAACGGCGUGUGGGACUACAAGGCACUACCCAUGACUGGCGCAUCUGUGAACUACCUGAGCCAGCCUGUUGCAAGCUACAGCUAUGAUUCCUCGCAGCGGAUGAUGGUUAGCUAUGACACACCCCAGGUUGCGCAGCUGAAGGCGCAGUACAUUCAGUCCAAGGGUCUCGGUGGUGGCAUGUGGUGGGAGAGUAGCAGCGACAAGAAUGGCUCGGAUAGCUUGAUCACUACGGUUGUCACCGCGUUUGGCGGCACCGGUGCUCUGGACCAAAGCCAGAACGAACUGAGCUACCCCGCGUCCGCGUAUGAUAACCUGAAGGCUGGGUUUCCAGCCACAUAG